AUGAAAAAGCAUACCAACCUUCACCUCCUUAUUCUUAUCCUUUUCCUCUUUCCUUCCUGUUCAUGGGUUUCGUUGGCCCUGGCACAGAAUGAAACCAUUGUCCCAGUGCAUGUGGGGGUUAUUCUUGAUGACCUUCAGUAUUCAUUCACCAAGGACAUUUGGUUGAGUUGCAUCAAAAUGGCUGUCGUAGACUUCUAUACUUCUCAUCCUAACUACAACACUAGGAUUGUUUUGAACACUAGUCAUUGCAAAGAAAAUGUUAUCAGUGCAGCUGCUGCAGCUCUCGAUCUGAUAAAGAAUGAACAAGUGAAAGCCAUCAUUGGGCCAGUGACAUCCACGCAGACAAGCUUUAUCAUUAACCUUGGAAACCAGGCUCAGGUUCCUAUUAUAUCAUUUUCUGCAACAAGCCCUUCUCUUACUUCUCUCCGGAUCCCUUAUUUCCUUCAGUUUGCACAAACUGAUUCAUCCCAAGUGAAAGCCAUUAGUGCAAUUGUUAAAGCCUUCGGAUGGAGACAAGUCGUGCCUAUCUAUAUAGACACCGAGUAUGGGGAGGGAAUCAUACCGUACCUAACUGAUGCUUUGCAUGAGGUAAAUGCUCGUGUCCCAUACCGCAGUGUCAUUCCCUCAUCUGCCACUGAUGGUCAAAUCCUUCAAGAACUUGCCAAGUUGAUGACAAAGGAAACCAGAGUCUUCAUUGUUGACAUGACAACUGAUCUAUCCUCUAGAUUAUUUGUCAAGGCAAAAGAGAUUGGGAUGAUGAGUAAAGGGUAUGUAUGGCUCACUACCAAUGACAUACUUAGUAAAUUGCAGUCACAAAAUUCUACAGUCAUUGAUUCCAUGCAAGGUGUAUUGGGUGUACAAACUUUUGUUCCACCGACACCAGAGCUUGAAGAACUCAAGAUACAGUUGAAACGACAUUUCCAUACAGACAAUCCAGCCAUUGGUGCUGAAUUGGAUGUUUUUGGACUUUGGGCUUAUGAUGCAGUUUUUGCAGUGGCCAUGGCAAUUGAACAAGUAAUUGGAACUCCAACUAGCUUUCCCGUCCAUGAGUCAAAUGCUGCUUCCAACAGCUCCACAGAUCUUGAAGGUUUUCCGGUCUCUCCAUACGGACCAAAACUUCUCACAGCUCUGUCAACUGUUAGAUUUGAAGGCAUAGCUGGACAUUUCACUGUUGUUGGUGGGAAACGUAACUCAUCAAAUUUUCAGAUAGUCAAUGUGAAUGGUGGUGGAGCAAGAACAAUUGGGUUUUGGACACUGAAAAACGGCCUUGUGAACACAUUGAAUUCAUCACCAGGCUCCAGUAAAAUUUCUGGUUCCAAAUUUGAGUUUGGACCUAUUAGGUGGCCGGGAGAUUCUCUCUCUGUUCCUAAAGGAUGGGAGAUCCCAACAAAAGGAAAGAAAUUGAGAAUUCUAGUUCCUGUCAAGGCUGAUUUUACUGAGUUUGUUAAGGUGGCAAAAGACCCAAAAACUAACACAACAGUUGUCACAGGCUUCAGUAUUGAUGUAUUUAAGGCUGCAGUGAAACUAUUACCAUACGAUCUUCCUUAUGAGCUCAUUCCUUUUGCAAAGUCUGAUGGCACCAGUAACGGCAGUUACUAUCAGAUGUGCUAUCAAGUAUAUCUUGGGAACUUUGAUGCUGCGGUGGGAGAUACAACUAUUAGAGCAGACAGGUCAUUAUAUGUGGACUUUACAAUGCCGUACUCAGAAUCUGGUGUAGCAAUGGUCGUGCCAGUCAUCGACUUCAAGAGUAAACAUGUAUUGGCUUUCCUGAGGCCUUGGACAUGGGACCUGUGGCUAACAAUCUGCUUUUUCUUUGUCUAUAUUGGUUUCGUGGUUUGGGUUCUUGAACAUCGAAUUAACAAGGAAUUUCGCGGCCCUCUCUCGCAUCAAGUUGGCACCAGUAUCUGGUUCUCCUGCUCAACCAUGGUGUUUGCACAUAGGGAGAGAGUUGUUAGCAACUUGGCUAGAUUCGUUAUGAUUAUCUGGUUGUUUGUUGUGCUUAUAUUGACAAUAAAUUACACAGCCAGUUUAUCAUCAUUGUAUACAGUCGAACAACUCCAGCCAACAGUUACUGACAUAGAGGGUCUAGUAAGGAGUCAGGAUAAUGUGGGCUGCAUAAAGGAUGCUUUUUCUUGUGAUCUCUUGAAACAAGUAGGUUUUGAUGAUUCUAAGCGGAAGGAGUUUGAAACAAUGAAAGAAAUUGAUGAAGCUCUUUCAAAAGGAACUGCGAAGGGUGGUAUUGCUGCUUUUGUUCAUGGAACCCCCAAGGCGAAGCUUUUUCUUGCCAAAUAUUGUUCGAAAUACACCCUGAUUGCACCCAUAUUUAAAACUGAUGGAUUUGCUUUUGUGUUUCCGAAACGCUCCCCACUUGUAGCCGAUGUUUCACAAGCAAUCUUAAACAUGAUAGGAGGAGAGGAGAUAUUAAAUCUUGAAAAAGAAUGGUUGAAAGAGUCUAGUUGUCAGGACUCAAGUGAUGCAACCAUUUCUAGUAACAGUCGUGGCCUUGGUAGCUUUUGGGUCCUGUUCCUCAUUGCCGGUUUGACGUCAGUACUUGCUGUAGUCAUAUUUGUAGCUUCCUUCAUUUAUAGGCAUAGGUACGUGUUGGUGCAACCCGCUGAUUCAGAAUCCUCAACUUGGAGAAAGAUCCGAGCUCUGUUCAAAAUUUUCAAUGAAAAAGACCUCGACUCUCACGCUUUCAGAAGGAGUAAUCAUCAGCAAGAUGCAGUUAUGCACUCACCAAACAACUUCCCCGGAGCUUUAGUCCACCCCAUUUCGGAUCACACUGAUCAAAUGAACUCUUUAUUUAUCGGAGAGCAACAAACAAGCUCAAUUGUUGAAGUGCCUUUAGACGUGCUACUUCCUUCAAAUACUGAGGUUGUGAUCGCAGUUCAAGAAAUGCAUAGAACUACUUCUAACACAGCUCAAGAAUAG
Fragaria vesca subsp. vesca is the source of this 2931-nucleotide messenger RNA. Its product is annotated as glutamate receptor 2.8-like. The record is from RefSeq and is a predicted model, not a curated record. Bases 1 to 2931 code for a protein of 976 amino acids. Lineage: Eukaryota; Viridiplantae; Streptophyta; Magnoliopsida; Rosales; Rosaceae. Gene Ontology annotation, molecular function: signaling receptor activity; ligand-gated monoatomic ion channel activity. Gene Ontology annotation, cellular component: plasma membrane. The transcript is spliced from 5 exons.